Sciurus carolinensis (gray squirrel) is the source of this 735-nucleotide messenger RNA. Its product is annotated as keratin-associated protein 9-1-like. The record is from RefSeq and is a predicted model, not a curated record. Bases 1 to 735 code for a protein of 244 amino acids. NCBI's taxonomy places the organism in Eukaryota, Metazoa, Chordata, Mammalia, Rodentia, Sciuridae. The transcript has a single exon. Gene Ontology annotation, cellular component: keratin filament.
AUGGCCCCCUCCUGCUGCUCCUCUUGCUGCAAGCCUACCUGCUGCAGAACCACCUGCUGCAAGACCACCUGCUGCAAACCGGCCUGUGUCACUUGCUGCUGCAGCACACCCUGCUGUCCACCCAGCUGCUGUGGGUCCAGCUGCUGUCAGCCAUGCUGUCCCCCAUCUUGCUGUGAAACCACCUGCUGCAGAACCACCUGCUGCAGACCAACCUGUGUGACCUGCUGCUGCAGCAAACCCUGCUGUCCACCCAGCUGCUGUGGGUCCAGCUGCUGCCAGCCAUGCUGUCCCCCAACUUGCUGUGAAACCACCUGUUGCAAGACCACCUGCUGCAAACCAACCUGUGAGCCCAGCUGCUGCAGCACACCCUGCUGUGAGCCCAGCUGCUGUGAGCCUUGCUGCUGCCCCAGUUGCUGCAUCGUUCCCUGCUGCCAGCCCUGCUGUCCCCCAACUUGCUGUGAAACCACCUGUUGCAAGACCACCUGCUGCAAACCACCCUGUGAGCCCAGCUGCUGCAGCACACCCUGCUGUGAGCCCAGCUGCUGUGAGCCUAGCUGCUGCCCCAGUUGCUGCAUCAUUCCCUGCUGCCAGCCCUGCUGUCCUCCAACUUGCUGUGAAACCACCUGCUGCAAGACCAUGUGCUCCAAACCACCCUGUGAGCCCAGCUGCUGCAGCACACCCUGCUGCCAGCCCAUUUGCUAUGUGGACACCUGCUGCCAGCCUUGCUGCCCAUGA